GAAACUUGACCCAACUGCCCCCCCACUGCACAUAUCUGACGCCGACGGCAGCACUGCGGUGCUAUGACGUCAGGCAGCGCGUUUCGGUAAGGUGAACGCAUGUGCACGUGUGAUAAAACGAUGCGAUUAACACUCGACGACUCGCUCUUGGCAUGUGUUGCCGCUCUUCGCGCGCUUUGGGCCGGUUCGAUUAUCGCCAUAGUCGGCAGCGCUACUGAGCUGCUGCGCGCUACUACUUUCCACCGGUUUUCAAAGCACGCCGCUUUCUAAGCCACUCCGGGAAAGGAAGCCGGCGGACACAACGAUGUCUGAUUCGAUGCACUCCGAUGCGUGCGACGUUUACCUCUGUUGCGCGCCGAUCCAGAACAGGAAUUCUGCAAGCGCGAAUGCGCUGUCGUACUUCGCUUCAUCGUCGAGAAGCGUGUGCGGCGAUUCGUGGGAGAAGCACUGGCUAGUGAUCUUCGACUACGGCAAGGCCGUGGUGCUGAUCUGCGACGCAGACAUGGACCACGCUGGAGACCUGACGGGUCGCAAGUACUGGAAGAAGCGGACAGUCCUCAAGGACACCUACUCGUACAAGAAGUACCUGGGAAAACGCACAGUUCCGGAGGAGCACGUCGAGGCGGUCAUGCGAGCGAUGUGCGACUCGGGCCCCUACCACUUGACGAAGAACAACUGCCAGAAGUGGGUCAAGGAGUUGCUGCGUCGGCUGGGCAUAGAGACGCCUUCGGACGAGCGCGACGCCGAAGCCGUGGUCGAGGAAGUCGUCCAGCCAGCCCUCAACACGGGCUACGCCGUCGCAUUGCUCUAUGGCGCCUGGGUGGCGGCUAAGUUCGUCUUGACCAGGGGACGCUUCUAGAAGCAACUAAGACUAGCAGUAAUGGCGUCGUAUUCCUUCGCGGCGAGCAGCCGAUUCCGCUUCGCUGCAUCUCAAUAGCACACCAAACGAUGAAGAUGCUGGUGCACAAAUAAGUGAUCAGUCGGCGUCAUUACGGAAUUUGAGCUUGUACGUAAACCCUUUGCGUAGUACCGGGCUGCUAGAGUAAGCAGGUGCGUAAACGUGAGCGGCACAACACACAUACGCAUUAAUUGUUGCAGUAACUGCCAUGUUGUACUUGGCUGCUGUGUCGACAGGGACUUAAGUCCUAAUAUGCAGCCUUCGUAAAAUUUUGCUUUGAAGAGAACACCCAUAUAACCCGAAAAAACAAAACAAAACAAAACAAAAAAAAAACUAACGCAUUCAGGCUUGGCAAAGUGUCUCCAGGUGUCGCUAGCAGUAUUGUUCACAUCUCCGGUAAACCAUUGUUUGGCGUAGGUUAAUUAAAGUCUGCGGAUAAGCUAAGAAUCUCCACACCUACUAGAAAGUUUAUUUCACUUAUUUAAAGCCAGUUUUUCCGCCUUGUUUACCCCGAGCACUAGUGCAUACAAAGUUUAAAGGAAAAUUGAAGCACUUGCCGUCUAUUUCAAAAAUUGGGUCAAAGGAUUGCAGUUAAAGAUGCGACCAGGCAAAAGGAAAAAAAAAAAAAAAGAAGCUGUUGAUACCCCUUGCCUUGUUUUGAUAUGUUCCUUCUUUCCAACACGUUUGUUUCUCAAUUUGAUGUUCAGUUUAGAUGUUCUACUGUUGUUUUCUGGUCAUUCUGGCUCUUGUGUACGAGAAGCACUAUGUACUUCGAAAUAUUUAAGAGAAAUCUGUAGCGUAAGUUUUCCUCCCGAAUAGCUGUACAAAACAGCUAUUCCGGAGGGAAAUACUAAAAGCACACACCUAUUAAACAAUGUUGCUUAAUAACAAACGACUUUGCUUUCAACUGGCAACCUUCAAUACUAUGCCAUGCGGUUGUUCCAUUCUGAAAUGUGGUCGGGAAAAUGGCUUAAUAACAUCACUGCGACACCUUACUAUUACGGACGUAAAUAUACCGCCACCACUUUUCAUAUAAAAUAGGGUGGCAAUGCUGCAAAUCUCUGUCGACGCCAAUCUUUUGAAAAGUCAAUAUACGCUAUAAAGCAGGAUUUUUGCUAUUCUUCGACAAUUUACCCACCUGAAAUCCACU
Molecule: messenger RNA, 2048 nt
Organism: Dermacentor silvarum
Lineage: Eukaryota; Metazoa; Arthropoda; Arachnida; Ixodida; Ixodidae
Exons: 2
Coding region: 305-859 (184 amino acids)
Source: RefSeq, a predicted model, not a curated record